Messenger RNA from Alternaria alternata, 1373 nucleotides. RefSeq lists its product as hypothetical. Bases 352 to 1077 code for a protein of 241 amino acids. The record is from RefSeq and is a predicted model, not a curated record. Lineage: Eukaryota; Fungi; Ascomycota; Dothideomycetes; Pleosporales; Pleosporaceae. The transcript has 2 exons.
GGACGGAUAUCUUGCAACCUUCGGACGAUAUCUCUCGAGUGGAAGGACGAUGAACGAAGGAGCCAAAGACCCGAAAGCUACCUAGCUCUGUCAUACGCAUCGGGUCCACCAAAUGCGAGAAGGUCGAUCUCGAUAGAUGGCAAGCCCUUCGGGGUGCGGGACAAUCUUUGAGAUUUCCUCAACGCGGCUUGUACCCGCGGAACUUUUACGCAUGAUACGACGUUUACUGGCGAGUACUGGCGCAACGUCUUCCCAGGAACAUACAUUGCCGAGGAGAAACAAGUUUAUCUUUGGAUUGAUGCUAUAUGCAUUGACCAGUCGCAAGUGGAGAAACGAAAUCAUGAAGUCGCAAUGAUGGGAGAGAUAUCCUCACGAGCGCAGGAAGUUCUAGUCUGGCUCGGUCGGUCAACUCCACUUAUCGCCGAACUUCUCCAUGACAUGCACAGCCUGAAGAUUGAAAACCGCAAAUUGGUUCGGAAGGCCAUUGGUGAUCAUGAGUGGGAGCGUAAGCAAACAGGCCUGAAAGAGCUAUGCAAACUCGAGUAUUGGGAGCGACUCUGGGUCGUGCAGGAGCAUCUACUAGCAAAAGAUGUGAAAAUAUGGUGUGGCGCCGAUUCAGUCGAUCCAGAAAAGAUCAAGUGGCUGGUGCAUGUGGUAUUCGAUAUUCCUUAUCUCGCAGGGAGUUGCGCCAUACGACUAUUGCAGGCACGAGAAGUGCGAAACGUACAUGCCGAACAGCUCUCCCUCAAACAACAUCUCGACAACUUUGGUAUAAGAACGAAGUGUGCUGAUGUGCGAGAUUGCAUGUACGGACUGCUUGCUCUGAUCAACGAGAAAGAGCGUGAGAAACUCAAUAUCAGGCCAGAUUAUGCAUUCUCUCGAUUUGUCCUGUUUGUCAAACUAAUUCAUGCCUUAAAGAGAUCAGGAUCUUAUAGCCCGGAUGAGCUCUUGAAUUAUGUUGAGACACUGCGUCUAGCGCUAAGCUUAACCUUUUACAGGGUAGAGGUCAUCGGAAGGCCGGCCCUGGGGGAUCAUCUUUACAACGAGUGGGUCGCUCGACGAAAUCAAUCCGCCUGAUUGUACCAUGGUUCGAAAUUAUUCCAUCCACAUAAAAUGCAGCAUUGUGCGACGACCUACGAAUUUUCUCUACUCCAGUGCACAAACAACGAUUACAAUAAGAACUGGCGACGAACUUGAAUAUGCCCCGUAUAAAUGCGGCUACGAGUCGCAAGAGGAAGCGCACAGUUUCAAAUCCGAUUGUCGUCCAGCUUCAGAGUCCACUGCUCAUGUUACCCGGCGGGAUGCGCAAUGCCAUCUAUCAGUACGCACUAGAAAAGACAAGACCGUUGCAUGUAGUCGGACCCAGUGAAGAU